Messenger RNA from Rhincodon typus (whale shark), 998 nucleotides. Its product is annotated as formin binding protein 1-like. The annotation marks the transcript as partial. NCBI's taxonomy places the organism in Eukaryota, Metazoa, Chordata, Chondrichthyes, Orectolobiformes, Rhincodontidae. The record is from RefSeq and is a predicted model, not a curated record. The transcript has 8 exons.
GAUCAAUUUGACAAUAUAGAGAAGCACACACAGUGGGGAAUCGACUUCUUAGAAAGAUAUACAAAAUUUGUGAAAGAGAGGUUAGACAUAGAGCAGAGCUACGCAAAACAAUUAAGGAACCUUGUUAAGAAAUAUGGUCCCAAACGUUCAAGUAAAGAUGAAGAACCCAGAUUUACCUACUGUCAAUCUUUCUUUCAAGUUCUUAAUGAACUCAAUGACUAUGCAGGCCAACGCGAAGUUGUUGCAGAAGAAAUAGGCCACAGAGUCUAUGGAGAACUCAUGAGAUACGCUCAUGAACUGAAAAUGGAAAGGAAAGCUCACCUGCAAGAAGGACGUAAAGCCCAGCAGUACCUUGACACAUCCUGGAAACAGAUGGAUAAUAGUAAAAAGAAGUUUGAGAGAGAAUGCAAAGAGACUGAGAAGGCGCAACUGUGUUACGAGAGACUAGAUUCUGACCAUAAUGCAACAAAAGCAGAUGUUGAAAAGGCAAAACAACAAUUAAAUCUUCGAACCCACAUGGCCGAUGAAUGCAAAAAUGAAUAUGCUGCGCAACUGCAAAACUUCAAUAGUGAACAGCAGAAGCAUUUCCAGUUCAUCAUGCCUCAGAUUUUUAAGAAUCUACAAGACAUGGAUGAGCGAAGAAUUGUCAAAUUAAGUGAAUGUUACAGGGGAUUUGCAGAAGCUGAGCGUAGAGUUGUUCCAAUUAUCAAUAAAUGUUUAGAGGGAAUGAUCAGCGCUGCAAAGUCUGUGGAUGAUCGCAAAGACUCUCUGAUAGUGGUGGAAUCCUUUAAAUCAGGUUUUGAACCUCCUGGAGACUUUCCAUUUGAAGACUUCAGCCAGAAUAUUUAUAGGACAGUAUCUGAUGGUAGUCUGAGUGCACAAAGACAAGAGAUGAGGGGGGACCAGAAGUACACAAUAGGAAAAAGCAAAGGAAAGCUUUGGCCUUUUGGCAAAAAAAGCAAGGUAAUGUUGAGUUUUUUUUUUGGAACAAACAAUUU